This is a messenger RNA of Ilex paraguariensis (yerba mate), 1074 nucleotides long. The record is from the annotation of a GenBank genome assembly. NCBI's taxonomy places the organism in Eukaryota, Viridiplantae, Streptophyta, Magnoliopsida, Aquifoliales, Aquifoliaceae.
GCGAGAGAGAGAGAGAGAGAGAGAGAGAGUUUGAUAUAUGAGUUUUCUUGUAAAGAAACUUCUCGUUUUUGUCAAAGAGGUCUCAUCCUUUUGCUGUGUAUUUGCUUUAUCUGUGACAUAAAACUCUCCCAUUGCGAGAUGUCUUGUCUUUCUUCUAUGUUCUUCAUCUUUGUGCCUGCAUUUACAGCUUCCUUGUGGCCCAAAGACCUCUCUUUCUCUGUUAAUAUCUGUAAUUCUUCAUGCUUUGGGUUUGCAGGGUUUUCCGUGAAGAAUUUGCUCUAAUUUCCCCGUACAAAGCGCAGAUCUUGAGGUUAUUGAACUCAAAUCUCUCUCUCUCUCUCUCGUUGUUGAAGACAACCCAAAUGGGUCUCUGAUAUAUCUCUAAUUUUGUUGUCUUCCUUGGCAGAUAUGGAGACGGAAGAGAGGAACCAGAGAGCAUGUAAAUCACCAGAAACAGAUUUGUUCUUACAGUGGGGUAAUAGCAAGAGAGUCAGAUGCGUGAGAUUCAGAGACCCAGAUUUCUCAGACCCAUCAAAGAAUGGUAGACUUCGCCGGAAAAUCUCAUCGCGCUUCCUCACUCUUUCCCAGAAACAGACCUCUUUUCCUCAACCACCCACUCGUCUCACCAGGAAUUCUGAAACGGCGGCGCUUCAGUCGGAGAAUCGGAAGUCUUCGGCAUCGGUGUCUCCGGAGAAGGAGAGAUUUUAUACGACGAGAGGGUCGGUGGUUGGGUUGGAGGAGAUUGGGCAAGAUCCGGCGGACGGCGUCGUAGGUGGAGUUGGGGAUGAGAAAAGAGGGGUUGUUUGGCCAAAGCUGUAUAUUGCUUUGUCAAGCAAAGAGAAAGAGGAGGAUUUUAUGGCUAUGAAAGGGUGUAAGCUUCCACAGAGGCCUAAGAAAAGGGCCAAAAUCAUCCAAAGAACUUUGCUUUUGGUGAGUCCUGGAGCAUGGUUAACAGACAUGGGUCAAGAGAGGUAUGAAGUCAGGGAGAAGAAGAGUUCUAAGAAGAGACCAAGAGGAUUGAAGGCCAUGGGAAACNGUGUGUUUAUAAGUCUUUACUUAGUCCUUCUUUUGUAG